Osmerus eperlanus (European smelt) is the source of this 3914-nucleotide messenger RNA. RefSeq names its product protocadherin alpha-C2-like. Gene Ontology annotation, cellular component: plasma membrane. Lineage: Eukaryota; Metazoa; Chordata; Actinopteri; Osmeriformes; Osmeridae. Gene Ontology annotation, biological process: homophilic cell-cell adhesion. The transcript has 4 exons. The record is from RefSeq and is a predicted model, not a curated record. The coding region runs from base 339 to 3380 and encodes 1013 amino acids. Gene Ontology annotation, molecular function: calcium ion binding.
CACCAUCACAUAGAGAGGGAUAGAGAGAGGGAGGGGAAGGAAAAGGAGAGUAAGAGAGAGAGAGGCAGCACCCAUGAGAGGGAAACAAGAGUCAGCCGCGCGCGGAGGACAGAGAGGAGAAAAAAAGCAUCAGACAAACGAACAAAGAAAAACAUGGGUGUACCGGAAAAUUGUCUGUUAAAACAGGCACCUGUACCGGAGAGGAUGCUUUGGUCGUCCUGCACAUAGUAGGGGGUGAGUAACGGACUUCCCCCCCGGUUUUAAUGUGGCGGGUGGGGACGCACAAGCUAAAAAGGCGGAAAGCUCUGUAAUCCGUCUGCGGAUCCUGCCUACUUGCAAUGGCUGUGGCUGCGCGAUGCUGUUACAGCAUAAAGGAAUAUGUGCCUUUUUAUUUUUGUUUAGUGAUUUUUGUACUCAGUGGCCUUACAAAUGCACAAAUACGUUACACCAUUCCCGAGGAGCUGGAGAACGGGGCUGUGGUCGGUGACAUUGUUCGGGAUUUGGGUUUGGACCUGCAAAAGCUCUCUGCCCGUCGCAUCAGAAUCACCUCGGACAGUGCACGGAGAUAUUUCAACAUAAAUCAUAAAACAGGAAAGCUAUCGGUGAGUGACCGCAUAGACCGCGAGACGCUCUGUGAAUUCAGUGGCACCUGUUUCCUCAAUCUCGAGGUGGUUGUUGAGAACCCGCUCGAGGCGCACAACGUGGAGGUGGAGAUUUUGGAUGCCAAUGAUAAUGUGCCACAGUUCCCCCGGGAUGAAUACCAGCUGGAGAUAUCAGAGUCCGCGGUCACUGGGUCCCGGUUCCCCAUUGAGGGCGCGCAGGAUGCGGACGACGGCUCCAACUCAGUUCGGCUCUACAGACUCAGCCCAAACGAACACCUCGCGCUGGAUUCCAAUAAGCCCACGGCCAAUAGCAAGCACAUUGAGCUCGUUCUCAAAAAGCCUUUUGACCGUGAGCAGACGCCGUCUCAUCAGUUAAUAUUGACAGCUGUGGACGGAGGCACCCCUCCGCGCACUGGCACUGCUAAAAUCAAUGUGCUUGUCCAGGAUUCCAACGACAACGUUCCCAAGUUCGACAGCUCUGUAUAUAAAGUGAAACUGUCGGAGAACUCGCCCAAAGGCGCCCUGGUGAUAAAGCUAAAUGCAACAGAUCCAGAUGAGGGCUCAAAUGCGGAAGUUUCCUAUUCUUUUAGUAGCUACACCCCAGAGAGGGUUAGACAUAUUUUCUCAAUGGACACAGAUACAGGAGAAAUUCGUGUGAAGAACAACAUUGAUUUUGAAGAGACCAACUCCUAUGAAAUGUACAUACAGGCUAUGGACAGGGGCCCAUCUCCAGUGGCAGUUCCCUGUAAAGUAGUGGUGGAAGUCCUAGACGUGAAUGACAACAUCCCUGAGAUUGUUCUGUCGUCCCUCUCAAGUCCAGUCCGAGAGGACGCACGGGCCGAUACCGUGGUUGCACUUAUCAGCGUCAACGACCGCGACUCCGGCCAGAACAAACAGGUGACACUGGAGAUCCUGCCCAACCUGCCCUUCAAGAUCAAGUCCUUCCGAAACCAUUACACCAUUGUCACCUCAGCCUUCUUAGACAGAGAGACCAUCUCCUCCUACAACGUAACGGUCAUCGCAGUCGACGGCGGCACACCGGCCCUGUCGUCCCACAUGACCUUCAAAGUGGACGUUGCGGACGUGAACGACAACCCGCCGCGGUUCGAGCAGACGUCCUACACAGUGUACGUGACGGAGAACAACGCCCCGGGGGCCUCGCUGUGCGUCGUGAAGGCAUUGGACGCCGACGCCGGCGAGAACGCCCGCAUCACCUACACGGUCCUCAACGACAACAACCACGGCAUCCCCGUGGCCAGCUACGUCAGCGUGAAGCCCAACACGGGCGAAGCCUACGCCCUGCGAGCAUUCGACUUUGAGAAGCUCAGAGAGUUCCACUUCCAGGUGAAAGCCCAGGAUAACGGCGUGCCACCGCUCAGCCGCGUGGCCACCGUCUAUGUUUACAUCAUGGACCAGAACGACCACAUGCCCAGGAUCGUGCACCCGCCGGCAAACGGCACGCGCACCACGGAGACGCUGAUGAAGAACGCAGAGGCCGGGGUGCUGGUUACCAAGGUGCUGGCGUGGGAUGGAGAUGCGGGCCAAAACGCCUGGCUGGUUUACGCCCUAGAGCAGACCACCGCAGACUUGGACCUGUUCAAAGUACACGAGCACACAGGUGAAAUCCGCACCACUCGCCGUGUCAUCGAGGACAACUCCACCUCCUUCCUCCUGACGGUGCUGGUGAGCGACCACGGCCUGCCACCCCUUUCCUCCACUGCCACCAUCACCGUGGCCGUCAUGGAGCUGCCGCCUAAGCUGACCCCUGACCCUAAGCGCAUCAUCCGGCCACACAGUCCCCUUAUGUUCUCGAACGUCACCCUCUACCUCAUUAUCGCUCUCAGUGCCACCACCUUCGUGUUCCUGGUCACGGUGGUUGUGCUCGCCAUUGUCCGCUGCCAUGCCUACUGCACCCAGCCGGGCUCCUGCUCCCCUUGCUGCGUCUCCCAGAAGAGCAUGCCAGAGGGGGGCACCACAGCCAUGGGAGGUGGGGGUGGAGGAGGUGGAGGGGGUGGAGGAGGAGGAGGAGGAGGAGGAGGUGGAGGCGGUGGAGGCGGAGGAGUACCCAAUAACAAUGUUGCGUUGCGACGGGACCUCAAAGUAGAGCCUCAUUACAUAGAGGUGCGAGGAAACGGGUCGUUGACCAAAACGUACUGCUAUAAGACGUGUCUGACGGCUACCUCCGGGAGCGACACCUUCAUGUUCUACAAUACAGGCCGGCCUCACAGCGGCACCUGGGGCUCUGGAUACGUCACCAGCCAGAGCGGCCAGAGCCAGAUGUUUGUACGGCGACUCAGUAUGCCAGAUGCCACCUCUGCUAUCCAGCCCAAGGCGCCUAAUGCAGACUGGCGAUACUCGGCCUCCUUACGAGCUGGGAUGCAGAGCUCAGUGCACAUGGAGGAGUCCUCGGUGAUGCAGGGAGCCCAGGGGGUUCUGGUCCAGAACUGGCCAACCGUGUCCAGCGCUGCCGAUGGUGAGGGUGGGGAGCUGUCUACCCCUAUGGGAGCCGGUGUGGACAGCAACAGCUGGCACUACCGCUAUGGCCCCGGGGGCCCAGGCGGGCCCCCCCAGCACCUGAAGCCUGGCGAGGUGCCCCCAGAAGCCUUCAUCAUCCCUGGUUCACCCGCCAUCAUUUCCAUUCGACAGAACCAAGGCGGCGAGGACGACAAGAGCGACUUCAUCACAUUCGGAAAGAAGGAGGAGGCCAAGAAGAAGAAGAAGAAGAAGAAGGAGAAGAAGGAGAAGAAAGAUAAGGGGAAGGAUGACGGAGAUGAUUAGAGAGAGAGGAAGAAGAUGAGGUAGAGGUGGCAAUAGCACUGUUAAAACAGAGGUACCAACCAAGACCCACAGAGAAACAAAACAAACGUAAAAUGUGAUUCACAACAUAUUCAGUGUCAUCCUCCCCUUAGUCACAGACAAGCAAAGUGAUGCUGACAGCUACAGCUACCCGUCCAUUUAACAUAGAUUCUGUUGGCCUAAUCUCUGACUGUAUGAAUGAAUCUGGCUUUACCAAGAUUAUUUUAGCGUUAACAUAUUCUCCAGUCCCUUACUGAGGUAAUUGAUUAAUCUUGCCUUGUUGAGAAUAAACGGAUUGAUCUAAAACCCAAAUGGGGAACGUUGGCACCUCUGUCUUACGCCAACCCACCUUGCUGUGUAACCCUAUUCUCUCUGAGAGGAAAAGAAAACCUGAAAACAAGAACAAAUGAAAAGCUUCUGUGCCAGCCUUGGAAAACAAGACGAGAAUAAAAGGAAAAUGUAAAGGAAAAAAAAAUGCUGAAGAUGAAAAGAAAGUGUCCUCUACCAUAAGACACA